UUGGCGGGGGAUAGGGGAGGAGGACAAUAUCGAUCAAAAUUUUUCAAAAGUUUCGCGCUCCCGACGGAGGCGGAUCCGGUGGUACCGGGAUUCUUGACUCCGCGGGAAUGACCGAUUAUCGGUCGUCGUGACGGUCGUUUGCGAAAUCGUCAUCGCGUUUAAUCAGCCGCGUUUAUCGAGAGGAGGCGGCCUAUACGGAUCCCGUUGACGAAGAAUGCGAGAGCGCGCGAUAAGGAAGGCAGGAAAAAAGGGAGAAAGAAGAAGAAGGAGGAGGUGGAGCAACGUCAUCUGUCAAGGGAGAAGAAGAAAGGACGAGACGACGAGUGCGAUGGACCUUUAGGUUAUGCUGCCGAACGGGAGAAAAGAGUCAGGAGGAAAUUCGAGGAAGCGAAGAGGGGUGUAGCAGGUGCAAUUGAGAGGAACGAGCGUUUGCUCGCACGGUGUGUAUGUACAGUCGUCGCCAGCAGCGACGGUGUUGCUCGCGCGGAGUGUCGCGCGGAGUGUACAGACAGAACGUUGUGUAAAGUGCAUUCGUGAGCGCGCAAAUGUCAGAGCACCCGUGGUGGAAGAAGGCGAGAGUGUAGGAAUGUGACCGGACGCAGCGUCCGGCGGAUUUGAAUUUUCUCCACAGCUGUGAGGAAACUGUCCAGCGGACGUCGUCGUGAUCGGCCGUGAAUCGUUCACGAUGGAGGGCCAGCAGGUAAGAGCGCUGUACGACUUCACCGGUGAGGCGGGAACAGCGGAAUUGUCCAUCACUGCCGGCGAGCUCCUGACGGUCAUGCGAGACAACGUGGGGGACGGUUGGUGCGAGGGCUUCAAUCAGAGCGGCCGGUCCGGCCUGUUCCCAGCGGCGUAUGUCCAAGUGGUCGAGCAAGCUGCACCUUCCAAUGCUAUGACAUCGUCCCAACAGAGCUCCGGUGAUUAUUGGGACGACGAUUGGGACGACGACUCCGAGGUUGGGCAAACGCAGGCGUACGUGCCAUCCAGCACGCAGCAGCAUGCCGAGCAGGCGGCGCAGCAAAACAACGCCGACCACGACAAUUGCAUCCACGCGUCCAUGCCUAUACAUUCUGUGAUACCCGAAAGACCUAUACCCAAUGUACCAAAGAAGAACAAUAAGUUUUCCACGCUUAUCAAGUCGGGAGAGGAUAGCUUCCUGAUGAGCACCAGAACGGUAAAUGUGCCUGAGAGCGAGAAGAUCUACAUACAGGAGAGCUACGGCGGCUGGUGCACGUGGGCGCCGCGCGGCGAUCCGUACAGUUGCGUCGUCACGUCCCCGAAGAAGGAGUCCAAGCUGAAGGGUCUGAAGAGCUUCAUUGUCUACCAGUUAACUCCUACGUUUAACAGCAUACAAGUCUCAAGGAGGUACAAGCACUUCGACUGGCUGCACGAGCGCUUAGAAGAGAAGUACUGCUUCAUCCCGAUCCCGCCUCUACCGGACAAGCAGAUAUCCGGUCGUUACGAGAAACAAUUCAUCCAGCAUCGGCGCACGCAGCUGCAGGAGUUCGUCGACUACGUGUGUCGGCACCCGGUGCUGUCGCGCAGUAGCGUCUGGGAGCACUUCAUGACCUGCACGGACGAGAAACGAUGGAAAGCGGGCAAGCGGAAAGCGGAGAGGGACGAGCUGCUGGGCGUGAAUUACUUCAACGCCAUUCAAUGCGCGGACAUAGUGUUGGACGCGAUAAAGACGGAGAUCCAGACGGACACGUUCAGCAGAUUCAUCAGCGGCUUGGACCCGGUGGUGAAGAACUUCAUGGCCAUGGUGGUGGACCAGGCGAAGAAGCACCAGCUGUAUAGAAGGGAGUUCCAGAAGAUCAGCCAGUCGUUCACGUCACUCGGCCACGCGCUCGAGGCGGACGACAACAGUCGCGGCAAGCUGACGCGGGCGUUGAAGGCAACCGGCGAUGCUUACAACGACAUCGGCAAACUCUACGAGGAGCAGCCCAAGUUCGAUUGGGAGCCGUUGGCCGACAAGUUCCACAUUUAUCGCGGUAUUAUUAGCAACUUCCCUGACGUCAUCAGCAUCCAUAAGAGCGCCGUGCAGAAACGGAAAGACUGCGAGCGGUUGGUCAGCGAGCACAAGAUGGAGCCGCAGCAAUUGCGCGACCUCUCCCAACGGACCGACGUGAUAGCGCGCGCCCUGAUCGCCGAGGAGACGCACUUCCAGACGGAGCGCGAGGUGCACAUCAACAAGGCCAUAAAGACGCACCUCACGGAGCAGAUCGCCUUCUACCAGAAGAUAGUCAAGAAACUGCAGGAGGCCUUGAGCGCGUUCGACGAAUGAGAAUCGUGCUACUGCAAUUCCUGCAGUUACAUCCGCUGGUUGGCAAGUCGCGCUAACUAAUGGUUAACUAUAACGAGUGCAUAUAUGACUAUAAACGACAAAAUGUACCAAAUGCGCAUAUUUUCGAUGAAAUUUGUACAUAUAUACAGAUACCCUGUACAGGGUGUUUCUUAAGUACUAUCCGAUACUUGUAAGAGUUCACUUUUGAGGUUAUUUCAUGAAGGAAAGUUUAUGUGAACGUGUGUGUUCUCAGAGCUCUCGUAUCGGAGAUAUAAAGUGCUAAAAAAAUUUGUAAAAUUAUCUAUCUUUUUAAUAGCUUUCAGAACGAAGAAAGGUUUGUCCUUCAAAUCAGUGAACUUGGCAGAGGAUGUUGCCUUCAUUCUUUCGUCUAUAGUCGCUGUUUUGUAAAUAGUCAAUGUAUAGAAUAUCAAUAUGUAGAAUAGUCAAUGGUGUAAAAAACGGGACUUAGGCAAUGCAUUAUUGCCCCGAACUUGUACGCCAAUAAACGGAAUCAGAUUUUUAUUACAUUAAUUAAAAAUUGCUUUUAUUAAACAUUAAUUAUUUUUAAUUAUAUUUAA
Dinoponera quadriceps is the source of this 2862-nucleotide messenger RNA. RefSeq names its product sorting nexin lst-4 (gene SH3PX1). Bases 686 to 2284 code for a protein of 532 amino acids. The record is from RefSeq and is a predicted model, not a curated record. Gene Ontology annotation, molecular function: protein binding; phosphatidylinositol binding. The transcript is spliced from 6 exons. NCBI's taxonomy places the organism in Eukaryota, Metazoa, Arthropoda, Insecta, Hymenoptera, Formicidae. Gene Ontology annotation, cellular component: cytoplasmic vesicle; plasma membrane. Gene Ontology annotation, biological process: endosomal transport; plasma membrane tubulation; endocytosis.